This is a messenger RNA of Gregarina niphandrodes, 294 nucleotides long. RefSeq lists its product as hypothetical. Bases 1 to 294 code for a protein of 97 amino acids. NCBI's taxonomy places the organism in Eukaryota, Apicomplexa, Conoidasida, Eugregarinorida, Gregarinidae. The transcript has a single exon. The record is from RefSeq and is a predicted model, not a curated record.
AUGAAGCGCGCCGUGGCGAUCAAACAGCUACCCCUGGAAGCGAUGGAUAAGCUUCGAGGUGUUAUGAAACGAACUUCCAGCAAGCCCUUCUCCAAACGUCAGCGAGGAAACACCUGUUUGGUGGACACAAGUAUAUUGGCGAAUACCGUGAAUCACACCGGAGCACCGGAAACCUUCAAGUACAUUUGGAUUAACGAAAACCGGGAGCUACCAACAUACGACAAGCUACGGAAAUGGCAGGAAGCCGGACGCAGAAACGGGUUUUGCGAUGUUCUCAGAGAUCUUUGUUCGUAG